Molecule: messenger RNA, 630 nt
Organism: Leptidea sinapis
Lineage: Eukaryota; Metazoa; Arthropoda; Insecta; Lepidoptera; Pieridae
Product: protein takeout-like
Source: RefSeq, a predicted model, not a curated record
AUGGUAUUCGAAUUUAUUCGGUGUCGACAGAAGGACGCCCACCUCAACGACUGCUUGGUGGCUGCCGUGCCGGAUGCCCUGCGCAAGAUGAGGAAAGGUAUUCCCGAGCUCUCGGUGCCACCUCUGGAACCACUCCAGGUGUCCAGCAUGGAGAUAGAGUCUGGAGCCGGCCCCGUGGUCAUCACACAGAGCUACAAGAACAUCAGAUUGCAUGGACUUACAGACUCCAUAUUAACUACCUACAAGGCUGACCUGAAGCACUACAGACUACGCACAGAGUCUACGCCCAAAAUGGAGUUCAUCACAGACUACGUGAUGAAGGGCCGUAUUCUGGUGCUGCCGAUCCACGGGAAGGGCGUCGCCAAUAUUACUAUGGUAAACUUGGUCGUGAAACACGAGCUGAUCGGCGAGCCAGUGGAGCGUGAUGGACACACGUACAUGCGGAUGCGGGACUACAGAGUCAAGUUUGUGCCCAAGAGAGUGCUGCUACACUUCUCCAACCUGUUCAACGGAGACAAACGGUUGGGGGAUCAGAUGAACCUAUUCUUGAACUAGAACUCGGACUUGGUCUUCAACGAGCUCAAAGAGUCUUAUGAGAAGAGUCUGAGCAUUUAUUUAUACAUCAUAUAA